GUGAAAAGUCUCCGGGAUGAGUUGUGCGUCCGGUCGCGGAGCUCGGGAUUUGCCGUCAGUGCGGGUCCGACAUCAGCCGCAGGAGUUUCAGCCGGAGCGCCAGGGUUGCAGGAGUUGUGGGGCCCGCGGGCAGACACAUCGCUGAGUGCGGAAAAUAACGCGCUGAAGUUGUUAUACGCUGUGCAAUCGACUUCUGUGUUUGCUGUUAAAGUUUUAUCUUCAUGAAACCAUGCGCGUUUUAAAACUGCUGUUUUCCCCAUGUAGUUGCUUAUGAGAUCUACAAAACAAAAUAAACAGAAAUGUCUUUUUGCACGUCAGAAAUUGAACAUGUGCACAAGGUUUUGUCGUUAAUGUUGAAGAAUUUGGAAUGUCCAAUAUGCUUAGAAUUGAUGAAAGAACCAGUAUCAACAAAAUGUGACCAUCAGUUCUGUAGGUUUUGUAUAUUGAAGCUUUUUGGCAAGAAGAAAAGCAGUAUACAGUGCCCAUUGUGCAAGAACAAACUUACCAAGAGGAGUCUCCAGGAAAGCACCCAAUUUAAACAACUUGCAGAGGGAAUUGUGAGAACAAUUCGUGCAUUUGAAUUGGACACAGGUUAUGAAUUCUCCAUUGGUGACGCACAGAAAACAAUCCCAGCUGAGGUCAACUCUUACAGACAGUUAUGGAAAGAUGACGACAGUGCCCAGUGCAAUAAUACCCCACAGAAAAUUGUAGCUGCUGGAGUCUCUAAAUGUCGCACUUUGAAUGUUUGCACUGACCCUCCAUUGACUGAAUUUGUAAGAAAAGCUUCAACAAGAAAUAAAAGGCAGAAAAUAGAUGUUGCUCCUGCUUAUGUUGAGAUUGACUCUGAUUCUUCCGAUGAGCCUUUGUUCGGAGCACAUGUUAAAGAAAAGUCAACGUUGCAGCAAAAGACUGUGAAAAAGAAAACCACUUCUGAAGAAGAGAAAGCAGAUCAAUGUGACAAUGAUGAAAAAGGUUCUGAGGAAAAGAAAUCAAAAAUAUCUAAACCAGUGUUGGAGGAACUGUUUUCAUCAGAAAUGGAUGAUAAUGAAGUGUCAGAAGAUACUGCAAACACUGAUGCUGGCGAUUAUUCCUGUGCAACUGAAUCUGUGGCAGGACUAAAACAAAUGACUGAGAACAAAUCAGAAAGUAGCUUCUGUAGCCCAGAGGCACCCAGAGAGAUGCAUGGGUCUCCAGUUGACAAUGUCAAUGAAAAAAUCAUGCAUCAUGCUGCAAAAAUGGUGAAUACAGAAAAUUGCACUGAUGGAAAAGAGCUUUUCACUGACAGUCCGGUGCCAUUGCCUUUGGAGAACAAUAUGUUGAAAAAAGACUUGGAAAUAUUGGAUAACCAGGAGGACGUUAAUCAGAAAGAUUCUAAUUGGGUAGUCGGAGAUAAAACUGAUUUUCAGAAAGAUAGGAAUGAAUCUAGUUGUUCAUCAGCUCCAAAAGUGUCCAAGAGAAAAAGCCAGAGAAUUAUCAGAAAAGUCAGUGAAUGGUUAUCCAAAAUUAACGUUGAUGAGGUGUCAAGGCUUGGUGCUGAAUCUAAUCCAUGUGACCAGAACACUGAAUCAGAUUCUUUAGCAGAAAAAGAGAGCCAUUUUGCAUCUUGUGAAGAAGCUUCUAGUUCAGAUGAUACUGAAAAAGUUGAAUAUGAUCCUCUUGCAUCACCCUUAAAAGAUGACAGAAAUGUAACAAAAGCACUGGUAACUGGUGUUGAAAACAAAGUAUUUGGGAAAACCUAUAAGAGAGACAAAAGAAAGAGUGCUCCUGUAAACUGGAGUUUCAGAUCUGAAAGCAAAAGUGAUGAUGUACAGGCCCACAGAGAACCUGACUUUGAGAUUAGUUGCAAUAAAACUCAAAAAAGAAAAACAAGAAGCAAUGGAUUGUAUCCUGAAGACUUUAUAAAAACGCCAGUUAAUGAUGGUUAUCAUGUUGAUGGCGUUUGGAAUGCAAACAUCCAGAUUGAUCAGGAACAUGUUCUUGUGCCUCAGAUCAUUGAAACUGAGACAAAUGAAGGAUUGAGAGAAGAACCAUCUGAUAGUAAAGAGAAAGACAAGCCCAUUAUUGCCACUCCAGUAGAAGCUGCUGUUUAUAGUGAGAUGGUGGAAACUGGGCAUUUGGUGGAAGACUGUAUGCAAAAUCUGCAACAGCCUGAUCUGAAGGUGGCCAAGGCUGAUGCUGAAAGCAAGAAAAACAUGAACAAAGGAAAAAAGUCAUCGGCAAAACAGACCAAGAAAAGAUCUAAACCUUUGCAACUUGUCAACCAUCUUGGAACACCAAGUCCCAGAAGCAGCCCAACUGAUAUGAAUGAAAACAAAAUUGACAGUUUCCCCAGUAGUGAAGAACCUGUGAAAACAGAACUGGAAAUGAGGACGACCAGAAGAAGCAGCAGGUUGAAGCUUCUGGAUGAAAAGUUAAUCAUGGAAGGCAAAAACAUGAGCAAGAAAACUGAAUUGACCAGGUUGCAUUCACAACUCGGGACUGGAGUAGAUGUUGCACCUUCAGAGCAGAGUGUGGAAAACACUGAUAUAGAUGUAUGUGUAGAAACUGAAAGUUUAACUAUGCAGGAUAUUAUAGCCCAAACCCGCAGUGAGCAGUUAUCUAAUGUUAAUUGUUCAAAUGAAAAGUUUGCAGCUUCUUGUGGAAACUGUGUAGUAGAAAAACUUGAAGAUGGCGCUGCAUUUGGGUUAUCAGGAGAUGUGGAAGAACAAUUAAUGGUGUGUGAUAAAACAGCAGAAACUGGUAAUGCUACACUGCUGGCUAAACAUCCUCUGUCUUCUAAUCAUUCACCUGUCACAAUAGCUUCUGGCACAUACUCACAGGAUUCAGGUACAGAGGCCAGUGUCCUGUUGCUGGCACCACAGCAUGUUCCUGAGAGAGAACAUAAUGGUCAGAAUCUCCAUUCCAGUUGUACAGAAGUUGGAAAGUUGAGCUCAAAUGAUACAACAUUUUUGUCUGGGAAUCAGUCAAAGGUAGCAACCAUGAGCAGUGAAGAAAGCAGUGGUGAGAAAGUGUCUACAAAACAGACCAGAUUGAAGGAGACUGCUGGAGACAGUGAAGUGGACACUGAACAGCUUCUAAAAUCAUUUAAGUCAGCAAAACGGAGAUCAUUUAUUCUUUUGCCAGCUGCAGGUCGUCGAUCUGUGGAAGGUGGGUGCCGAGCAGCUCCAACUUCCCAGGGUGAGUCUGCUGGUAAAUCUAAGGAGAUAGAUAAAGGAGCUGCAGUAAAUAGAAAGAAUGACAGAAACUUUGUUACACAUCAAAAAACUGGAAAAGUGAAUUUCGAUAAAACUGCUUCUGGGAUCAAAGAAACUCUGGUUGCCAAUGAGGCCAAAGCUAAGCAGUGCUCUCGGGAGUUGGAUAAUGACGUGCAGCAAAUGAACAGGGCAGAUCAAGAUUCUGUUGAAAUUGUUCCUCCAACAGCAUCUUUGCCUCUUCCAUCUGUAUUUCCAGAGCAUGGCCAGCAGAUGGUGCCUCUGUCAAGUAGGACAAAGGGGAAAAGGAAUAACAGGUUGCUCGGAAAAAAAGGAUCAAAAAGUAGUUCUUUGGCCUCUACAGAGAAAGAAGAAUUUGAUUCUGAUAGAUCAAGCCAAACUGGUAAGCACUUAAGUAGCAACACAAACAACAAUUCUUGUCUUAAAGCUACAAAUCCAGUUAAGGGUAGACUUAUUGACCAAGCUGUUCAGCAGAGUGUUUUGGAUCCAGAGCUUGAAUCCAAUGUCCAUCCAGAAAUGGAAUUGUUUUCAGCUGGGGACCAAUUUGAAGAGAUUGAAAAAGAUAUUUACCAAAAGAGAGAAUCGGAUAAAUUGCUAAGAGAUAAAGAGUUUUAUGAAAACAGUGAAUUACCUCAAAGAGUUUCUAAGGAUGUAGAAAGUGAGUUAGUUAAAUUAGCUGAUGGAGCAAGUUACCAUUCUCAGUUUGUCUUUCCCAAUGCAGACGAAAGCAAUGCUGCAGGAAAUAAAGUUGGUGAGACUUUGCAAAUGAUCUCUGCAACUCCUGAUGAGCUAUUUGACUCUGCUAAGCCGAGCUUCCAUAAAAAUAUUGCAAAAAAUGCAGUCAAUGAGCUGGAUGAAAUGCAGAAUGAAUGUGAAAUGAGAGAGGAUCGCACACAGCUAAAACCGGAUAAAGAAAUGGCAGAAGAACUGAACGGCAGCUUGCAAAGCUAUUCUCAAGGUCAGACUAGAGGCUGGAAGAAGCGACCAGUGAAAUUGUCAACUUCAGAAUCUGAAACAAGUGAUGAAGACUUGCCUUGUUUUCAGAUAUUUGGAUUCAACAAAUCGGGUUCAAAAACUAAGUCAGUAUCACAGAGUCCCUUAAAUACAAUUUGUCUGUCUUUAAAAGGCUCCCAGGAUCAAAACUCUUCUUUGCCAAAUAAUAAUACAGAAGUUAGAAAGCCAGUUUUCACUGAAGCAAAUAAAUUAAAUGAGAGCAAAGGUAAGAGUUGUCCACAAAAUGAAUCCCUUUCCCCAAGCCAAGGGUCUGAAGAAUCUCCGGACUUGUUUUCUUCUCAUUCUGAUGGUUCAUCCCCUAAUCCCAGUCCACAACCAAAAAUGAGCCAUAAGGCACAUCACAAACAAAAAAAUGCUGUAAAUUUGUCUGCAUCUGAAACUUGGGAGGAAAAUAAUGAAGAAACUUGGAAAAGCACACCUGCUUCAGAUCUGCAGCCACAACUUUUAGAAGCUGGAAAAGUGCCAGAUUAUGACAGUGAUGCCAGCCAUACGGGUGAUUCCUUCUCUCCAGAAUGUGAAUUUCUCACCACUCAGCAAAAGAAUGCAAUGCAGAAUAACAUAAAGAAACUUGAGCAUGAAAUGGCUGUCCUUGAGGCAGUCCUGGAUCAACAUGGAAGCCAGGACACUCAACACUUACUUUUAGUGAACCAUCAAGAAGACUGUCCUGAGAGCCUUCAACGUGACCAGAAAACAAACAGUUCAUUGAUAGAAAAGGUUACUGCUGCCUUUCCCCUGGUGGAUGCUGAGAUUUUGCAAACCAAAUCAAAAUGUCUUCCAGCAACUGAGGCCUUAAGACCUCAACAACAGCUAAACACAAGCAUAACCUUUACACAUGGGGAUAAAGAAGAGACUGAAUGCCUGAAACCUGUAAUGGAUUUGGAAAUUGGACAAAUACCAGAGAGAUUUCAAGAAGUGAAUGGCUUGCUCCAUCAAUUCCAAUCUGAAGCAAGCUCUCAAGGGGAAAUGAAAGAGCCUUCAAGUGCAGAAAGAAAAAAAGAAAUGAAAGAGCAAGUAGACUUGGAGAGUGAAGUAGAUGUCAGUGCUGGUAAUGAGAAGUUACUGAAAGACAUUACGCUGAUUCAGAAAUUGGACGAUGAAGGAAAGGAGGAGUGUGUCCUGGUACCAGAAGAAAGGGUUUCCAUUUGGUCUCCUAGGAUAGCAUUGCAACAUACACAAGGGGUAGCUGGCAGCCUAAGUCUGCCACCAUUCCAAACCAAGAAGACCAACAGAAAGGCAAUGUCCAAAAGCUUCAAGCAGAAUAGAUCUUCUCGUGCUUCAUCUCCUGUUUUCAACAAGAUUUCAAAGUCCAAGAGCACCAUUACAACAGUUCAAAGAAAAAUGUCUUUUGUGGCUUCAGGGUUGAACAAAUGUGAAAUUCAAUUGGUUGAAGCUUUUGCAAGAAAAAUGGGAGCUGAAUUUCGAAGUAACUUUUCACCCAGUACAACACAUGUCAUCAUGAAAACAGAUGCAGAUUUUGUUUGUGAGAGGACACUAAAGUACUUCAUGGGAAUAGCAGGGAGGCGAUGGGUUGUCAGUUAUCAGUGGAUCAUUGAAUGUUUUAGAGACGGCUCAAUAAUUGAUGAGCUUGAGUUUGAGGUGCGAGGUGAUGUAAUCAAUGGAAGAAACCAUGGUGGCCCAAGAAAAGCAAGAAAAACAGUCGAUGGAAAACUGCUGUUAAGCCAUUAUGAGAUUUGCUGCUAUGGUUCCUUUACGGGGAUGAGCAGAGAUCAGCUGGAAUGGAUGAUAGAACUAUGUGGUGCCUCAAUAAUUAAGGAACCUUAUUUAUUCACCUAUAGCCCUAACUGUACUGAAGUGGUGGUCGUGCAGCCUGAUGCUAAUCCAAUAAACACAGACUACAGAGCAAUAGAAAGACAAUACAAUAGUACUGUGGUUUCCCGGGAAUGGAUCUUGGAUAGUAUUGCUUGCUAUGAACGCCAUCAACUGAAAGCUUAUCAGAUCUGCCUUCCGGACUGAAAGUCAGCACAACCUGGAUAUUCUGAGGAUGUAUUUGUUAUUUAAAUUGAAUUUGUAUAUAAUGUAAAUAGAUACAUUUGUUAUUUGGGUAUAAUGUAAAUAACUGAUUCAGAGCUCUAUUAAAAUAGAGCAAAAUUCUGAUCAUUAAUGCAUUGCAAAAGGUUACAUUUUAAUUGUCUUUGGGUUCAAUUGCAAAUGCUUAGUGUUAACACCUUAUUCAGUGCUAGAUGUUGAGUCAUAAACGUUUUGAUUGUUUUAAAACAAAAUUUGUGUUGUAUGACAGGUUCAGAAUUUAAGCUUCAACUAUUAGUGCACAUUAUAGUGAUAAAAUUCAGCUUUGGAAAUGGAGGAAAAUAUUGUGCAUUGCCCUUAUAAACACAAGAAAAGCUACACUCUGUAAAGUAUGUAAUCAAUUGCACAGGUAUUUUUUAUCAGUUACAGUUUUACUGACCAGUAUGAAUGAAGAUUGUGUAUUUUAUCUUUGUAUUUAAGCAUAAAUUUAGUCUGUCGUACUUCCCAGCUUUCUAUGAUUUGCACUGUAGCUGUAGAAUUCUUUCCUUCCAGAAACCCUGCAAUUACUGUACCAUUGUGUAUCUGUGCAUUUGCUCUGCUAUUACUGCCCCUGACAUGCCCUGACCAAAAAGGUGGAAGGAGUGAUGCUCACUGAUCUUUUUCACCAGAAGUCUUCCUAUUGGCCUGUUAAAAACUGUGUUUUGAUUUUAAUCUCCUCCUUGGAUCUCAAUCUAUCAACCUUUUUUUUCUUGAUGCAGCCUUACAGUUCUGAAUGCAUAAUUAACUUCACCAAAAUGAUAUAUUUAAGACUACAUCAAAUUUAACAUGCAAGAUUACUUGUUUUCCCAAUUCCAGUUAAAACAAUGAAAACUAUUAAUCAUUUACAAUCUCACUUGCUUCCCUGGUGUACUGCAGCUCAUUGGUACAAAUGGCAGCUAUUAUGGUAUAUUUCCAUCCCUUUUUGCUAAGUUGUUUCUUUUUGCAGAACAUGUUAUUAAUAUAAACUUGCCGUGCCAAAGUUAGUUAAGAACUGAUUUGUACAUGAAGUUAAGGUUGCUGAUAUGGUGGAGGAAUAGCCAAUCUAAAUUCAUGUUGGUUGUAAUAGGAUCUGUAUGCGAUACAUUCCUGUAAUAGAUUUCUUUGGCUCCACAUUGUUCUAAUUUGAUCUACAACCUAACAUUCACUUUGGUUAAUCUGCUGACUAAUCUUUGUGUUCUGUGAUCUCAAUGAUUUCUGUAUUCCAAAUUUGUAACUCUGCUUUAUUCCAUGGUUAAUUGUACUCUAAUUACCAAUCAAUUGGCUCUUGGCUUUUGACCUUGGGCCAUUACAUUUUGUUUAGUCAUUUGUCAGCAAUUUAAAGUCAAGUGUUUGACUAUGGCAAAAGUCUAAAUGAAAAGUUUGGACUUGUCUAUUCUGUAAUUGAAAUAAUUUGGCAACAGUUUGAUUUUUAAAUUCUAGUGUAAUGAGUUUUUGUGCCACAGCAAAAUCUCACUAAUUGCAUUGUGACAAUCUGUACCCAUUGUAAUUAAACAGGUGACAAAAUUGACAGAACUACAAAAAAGCCUACAUCUAGUCGAUCCCCUUGCUCUGGUUUAAACUGCUGUCUGCCUUCAGCAGAAAUCUUCCAUGGGCUGUAUUGAAUUUUUCAUUUGAAGGCUUCAGUGACUAAUUUAUACUGUCAAAAAUUCACUGAAGAUGUGUUGGGAGAAGAAUAUAAAUUCUUAGACUAUAAACAAAAGAAAAAGUUGUUGAUUUACUAUGCAAAAACUUGACUUUUUUCUUCCUAAUGGAUCUGCUGAAGUUCAUAGCCCUGGUUCCAAAGUCUGUUUAACUUCAAACACAUUCGUUUUCAGAAUGUUUGCAAUUGAUUAAAUACCAGAAUUUCUCCUGUUGAUUUUGUGUGGAUUGAAAUGCAUCACCUUGCUUUAUUGACCUCUGUCCACAAAGUAAGUUCUGCAAAGAAACAGCUGGGUUUUUAAAGAUGCAACUCGAGGAAUGUCUGAAGAACUAUUUACCAAUAUUUGCUGCUGUGUUUUCCUUUGAAAAGUCCCCGAGUUCUGAAUCCCUCCUUUUGAAAUAUGUCUGAAUUUGGGAAUGCUGGUGGUAUAUCAAAGAUCUAAGGCAGGUCUCUAUCACAACAUUCUGGUCCAUGACACUGGUUACCCACUGGGUGCAUUUCCAGUAUAGUGCGAAAAAUAAGAUAAUGGUGCACUUUGUGCAUGAUAUAACAAUUGUACUGAAAUGUAAAAUAUCUUUAUAAAACUUUGUAAAAUUUUAAUGCAUUCGACAGUGAUAAUUAAAACAAAAAGAUAUCAUUCUAACUGAGCUGCCUUUUAUAAAUUUGGAUCAAACUAAUUUGAUUGAAUACUGCAAAACUUUACAUGGUAAAGUCACUCAAUUAUAGUUUUGUUGCUAAAAGACUGUAAUUAACUGCAGGUAAGUCAUACAAGCAAGAUAAAUUGAACUUGUUUAUCUGCCUAUUUCUUUCAGUUCUAGAUGUGUAUCUUGUGGGAAAGAAGCUGCUUGAAAUAAAUGAAUGGGGCAGCUAUGUAAUUAAAAAUGAGAUUGUGACCCAAGGUGCAAAUUAUUAAACUGUCUAC
Pristis pectinata (smalltooth sawfish) is the source of this 8812-nucleotide messenger RNA. RefSeq names its product breast cancer type 1 susceptibility protein homolog. The transcript is spliced from 23 exons. Gene Ontology annotation, cellular component: BRCA1-BARD1 complex; plasma membrane; BRCA1-A complex. Gene Ontology annotation, biological process: positive regulation of transcription by RNA polymerase II; chordate embryonic development; dosage compensation by inactivation of X chromosome. The record is from RefSeq and is a predicted model, not a curated record. Gene Ontology annotation, molecular function: ubiquitin-protein transferase activity; DNA binding; zinc ion binding. NCBI's taxonomy places the organism in Eukaryota, Metazoa, Chordata, Chondrichthyes, Rhinopristiformes, Pristidae. Bases 300 to 6200 code for a protein of 1966 amino acids.